AUGGAGCAGGCCAUGCCCUCCCUGCCAGCCACAUGCCUCCUGGCCCAGGCGGCCAUUGCCUGUGGCAAUGCCAAGAUGAAACACAUCCCUGCCCUGACCGACCCUGGCCUGACCACACUCUACCUGGCAGAGAAUGAAAUUGCCAAGAUCCCAGCCCACACGUUCCUGGGACUGCCCAACCUGGAGUGGCUGGACCUGAGCAAGAACAAGCUGGAUGCCCGAGGCCUGCACCCUGGUGCCUUUAAGAAUCUGACGCGGCUAAAGCGGCUGAACCUGGAUGGAAACCGGCUGUCCACAGUGCCGGCCCUGCCCGCCUCCCUGCAGGAGCUCAAGCUCAACGACAACCACCUGCAGGGCCUGCAGCACAGCAGCUUCCGGGGGCUCAGCAAGCUGCUAACGCUGGAGGUGGAAGGGAACCAGCUGCAUGAUGGGAACAUCUCCCCCCUGGCUUUCCGGCCCUUGGGCAGCUUGCUGUACCUGAGGCUGGACCGGAACCGGCUGCGGACCAUCCCACCCGGCCUGCCAGCCUCCCUGCAGGAGCUGCACCUGGGUGCCAACGUCAUCGAGGAGGUGACAGAGCGCACGCUGAACCGCAGCUGCAGCCUCAGUGUGCUGGUGCUCAGCAACAACCGGCUCCAGGAGGACCGGCUGGCGCCCCGAGCUUGGAUCGAUCUCCCGAAGCUGGAGACCCUCGACCUGUCCCACAACCGACUCGUGCACGUCCCCUCCUUCCUGCCGCGGGGCCUCCGGCGCCUGCUUCUGCACCACAACCACAUUGAGCGCAUCCCCGGCUACGUGUUCGCACACAUGAAGCCGGGCCUGGAGUUCCUGCACCUGUCCUACAAUAGCCUGCGUGCCGACGGCAUCCACGACGUGUCCUUCUGGGGCCUGCGCACCUCCCUGGCGGAACUGCUCCUGGAUCACAACCAGCUGCAGGCCAUCCCGCGAGGCCUGCUGGGCCUCAAGGGGCUGCAGGUGCUGCGUCUGAGCCACAACAAGAUCAGACACGUGCCUCUGAAUUCCAUCUGUGACACUCGAGCGGCCCAGGACUCCAACCUCAUCUCCACGCGCCUGGAGAACAACUUCAUCGAUAGGCGCCGCAUCCCCCCCACCGCCUUUUCCUGCAUCCGGGCCUACCACAGUGUGGUCCUCCAGCCCCAGCAGGGGGAGGGGGAAAGCUCCUAGGCCCCCCUACUGGGCUUCCCUGCUCUCCUCCCUCUCCUUUGAGGCUGGUGAAGGGGGCUCAGGCCCAGGUCCACUUGAUCUUUGCACCACUUCAAGAAAGAUCUAGAACACCCUGAUUCUUCCCAUGGACUGCUGAGGCCCCUUCACUUAGUAACCAGCCUGGUGGGGUGCAGUGCUGGUUCGGACUUGAAUGUAAUAAAUGCAUCUUAUUCAA
Myotis lucifugus (little brown bat) is the source of this 1399-nucleotide messenger RNA. RefSeq names its product extracellular matrix protein 2 (gene ECMX). Lineage: Eukaryota; Metazoa; Chordata; Mammalia; Chiroptera; Vespertilionidae. Gene Ontology annotation, cellular component: extracellular matrix. The record is from RefSeq and is a predicted model, not a curated record. The transcript is spliced from 7 exons. Gene Ontology annotation, molecular function: collagen V binding; protein binding; heparin binding. The coding region runs from base 1 to 1185 and encodes 394 amino acids. Gene Ontology annotation, biological process: positive regulation of cell-substrate adhesion; extracellular matrix organization.